This is a messenger RNA of Arabidopsis arenosa, 911 nucleotides long. Lineage: Eukaryota; Viridiplantae; Streptophyta; Magnoliopsida; Brassicales; Brassicaceae. The record is from the annotation of a GenBank genome assembly.
GAUAUUGGCUUUUGAAAAAAAGGGCGACUAGGUUUUUUGCGUUUCCGCAAGAAUGCAGCAGCCGGCGGCUUCUCUGGGCCAUCCUGGAAAGGAAACAGAGCAGGUUUUGAAACUAGCCGAAGGUUCGACGGGUAAUAGGUCAGAUCUCAGAACACUUGUCAGCAAGGAAAAGGUUUCGACGGUGGUUCGUGCAGCAGGGGUCCCAGAGAAAAAAUCAUGGGUACAACUCGCUCAGAAACACGUUUUCACUAAACAAAAGUUUGUCGUAGAGGCAGUAGAUGGGCAAGAGAGAGUAGUGGUACCGAAAGAGGUCACCCAAUCAGAUGUCCCCUCAUCAAUGUUCACAGAUAAGGGACUUGAAUUCCUAUCUAGUGCAGUGGGAAGACCAAUAAGGUUACACCCAAAAGAAGACACAUGUGUGAGUUUUGAUGAAGCUCAAAUUCUAGUGGAAGUAGAUUUAACAAAAGAUCUCCCAAAAGAGUAUGUAAUCAUGGGUGAGGAGGAAGGAAAGCUUGAUGCAGUGAUCAAAUAUUCAUACCCGUGGUUACCACCACGAUUCACCUGUUUUGCUAGUCCUGGAGAUGGUGAAGAGCAGGGUGGUGAUGAUCAGGGUUGGAUCACGCCUCCAAGGAUAAGUCGCAGCCCAAGCAAGAGAUCAGAGGGUCCCAAAUAUGGGGAGGCCUCCAUUCUAUCUAACACCUACUCGGCAUUAAGUAUGGUGGAUGAAGUGAGGGUAGAGGCAAAGGAUGAAGAGGAGGUGGGUGAGGAGGUAGAACUUCCAACCACACAGGCUCCUCAGGGGAAGGUGCAAAAAUCAGAUCAUGUGGUGUCGUCUAGGGGAGCAAACUUGCCCCUGAGACAGUCUCUCUUCCAAGAGGCUCUAAAAUAGCUCAUAAAAUGGUCUCAGUUUC